Centruroides sculpturatus (bark scorpion) is the source of this 4873-nucleotide messenger RNA. It is a transcript of the gene ush, whose product is annotated as zinc finger protein 184-like. The coding region runs from base 147 to 3698 and encodes 1183 amino acids. Gene Ontology annotation, biological process: positive regulation of transcription by RNA polymerase II; heart development; negative regulation of transcription by RNA polymerase II. The transcript is spliced from 7 exons. The record is from RefSeq and is a predicted model, not a curated record. Gene Ontology annotation, molecular function: RNA polymerase II-specific DNA-binding transcription factor binding. Gene Ontology annotation, cellular component: nucleus. NCBI's taxonomy places the organism in Eukaryota, Metazoa, Arthropoda, Arachnida, Scorpiones, Buthidae.
GUCGCGCUGGCACACACGGCAGACGGCCAGAUACGCACAGAGAUCUCGUCUCGAACGGUACAACCCACUUUACAAUCCAGGAGUUGACUCGAUGCUUUGGAAACUCGAAUGGUGACGUGGUGGAAAUUGUCCGGAGAUUGUAACAAAUGUCCCGUCGGAAGCAAUCGAAUCCAAAGCCCUUAAAACGGAAAGCAGAAGACGAAUUGGAAGAACUCGCAGAAGUAUUGAAAUUGCCGACGGAUGUACUGGAAAUCCGGGAAUCCCAACAAGCGGACGUCGAUUAUAUUGUUUGUAGCCACGUGACUAUCAGGGAAGGAACGCUUUUCGGGCCAUACGGUGGACAUAUCGUAGCUGACGUAGAUAACAAUCACAAAAAUAACGUUCUAGAGGCGCGUGACAAAGAGGGACGAAAAGUACAUAUUUUGCCAAGGAAUGAUUCUUGCGCCUGGCUCAAAAUAGUACGAACGGCAUCAUCCGCUUUAGAAGCUAAUCUCAACGUUCUUAUGGACGGAGAAGAGAUAUGGUGUACAGUUUCCUGUGAUAUACCGCCAAACAUAGAACUAAAGGCAUGGUACACGAUUCGUAACGAUGCUCUCAGAUAUUCCAAGAGUGGCACGUGCAACGGUCCAGCCUUCUGUCUUCCAUCGCACACCACAUGCUACGCGACUAACCACGAGUUCGAGGACCAUAAAUUAGCUUUACCCAAGACGUCGGAGGAAGGAAUAGAAACGUCGCAAAAAUCGUUAAGUCCUAGCAGAAGUGUCCACUCUGCGGGGAACAAAGAAUCUGGUCAAGAGCCGGCGGUUCUCAAUGGAGAUUUGCUAAAACACGAACCUUUUAGUCCCACAUCUUCCACUUCUCCCGGUUCCAGUCUGGAAAUGUCUCAAACAGAACAAUAUUCCGAGAACAAUAAUCAAUAUCCCGGAAGUACAUCGAAUAAUUUCUCGGCCUUUCCUUUCCGAUUGACUUCGAAUCUUCCUUCGGGUGGCCAUUUCAUUUAUGUGCCAUUUGUUCCUCAAGUCGGCGGAAAUCGGACUCCGGCAACGGAAAGCAAUGGAGAAAAACUAAGUGCCAAGUUUCAAUGCGUACAUUGUGGCAUCGCAUUCAGCAACGAAAGGAACCUCCAAGUUCAUCAGGUUCGCUAUUGCUCUCUGCGGUUGGGUAGACAUUCGCAAUGUGGUUACAACGGAGCAACUGGGGAAGACGGCAAAACUGAGCUGGAAAGUCAAGAGACGUCGACAGAAUCGGGCGAAGCGUCGAAGAAAGAAGAAAAAGAAACGGGAUCGACUUCGAAACGGGUAGUGGAUCGAGAAGUUUCCAGAAACGAUAAAGUGGACGUUAAACAUCAAAAAUCCGGAAGGCAAUACUUGUGUCGAUACUGCAAUUACACCGCAGACAAAAAAGCAAACUUAACUCGUCAUAUGAGAAUCCACGGCUCACCUUCUCCCACUUCCGAUUGCCAUAUCAACGAAAUACCAAUUAGGACUCCCCCUAUAGCUCGAUACUGUUCUAACUGCGAUAUUCAAUUUUCUUCCUAUAAAACUUACCACGUGCACAAACAGUUUUACUGCAAUACCAGGCACGUGCAAAAGUCUACCCCGUCUAUAUCUAGCCAGGGGAACGCUAGUCAGACGGAACAGAGCUCUCAGACUCCCAUCAACCAAUACUCCAUCCAGUCGCAGGAUAAAAGCAGGAGUCCUUCUCAACUUUCCAAUCCUUACAACUUAGUGCUAAAUCAACCGGUCUAUGCAGCUAUUUCCACCAACCCUUUGAUACUGAUUCCCUGCUCGUACGUGGCGGGAAAUGGUGUCACUUCUCCGAGUGGAAUCAUUCCUGCUGGAAAUAUAAUUAUUCCAUCCGGUUCUCCCGGACUCAAUAACGACAGUGCUAACAUUAUACCCGCAUUUACGGUCAUGCCAGGAGGAGCGGAUACCAAAAGAUGUAGAGAUUCUACAGAAACUAAACAUUCGAAUUCGAGACGCGAUACUUCCGACGAAAAGUUAUGUCCUCAAGAAGAUUCUUCUCUAGGAGUACCGCAAGACGUAGAUGCAACAGAAAAACCUCUCGAUCUUAGUCUUCGCAAACACGAUACUUCGCCGGCGGUUACGGACAUUGAUGAUGGCGAGUGUACUAAGUCUUCUAUUUCCAGUGUUCCUGAACAACAAGAGAGUAAAAUCGGUGCCAGAAACUUUCAACUGUCGCCCUUGCAGUCGGCUCUCUCUACCACGCCUAUAAUUGUUUCUCCAGCCUUGUCCACAGGGACAUUACCUCUAGCUGCACCUACAGGUGACACAGUGCCUCAGAUCACAUCACAAGUGCUAGUCAAACAAGGUAACAGCAAAUGUAAAGAGUGCAAUAUCGUAUUCUACAAAUAUGAAAACUAUUUGGUGCAUAAAAAACACUAUUGUGCAGCCAGGCAACAAAAGCCAGUAACUAGAAGCAGCGCUUCUCCGGAACAGAAAAUUAAAGACGAAACCAUUUCAUCUGUCUCGGAUUCCGAACGGAAGGAAGAAGAAAAUGGCGCUUUGAGUAAUAGGAUGAAACGGCCCAGAUCGUCCACACCUGGAGAAACAUGCGAUUCAGUAACUCACUCUCCACCUCUUUCGCAACCCGUGUAUCAAUUCUAUUGCAUGGCAUGCGGAAUCAAGUUUACGUCUCUGGAUAAUUUGCAGGCGCAUCAGACCUAUUAUUGCCCUAAACGAGAGGCGCUCAGAGGAGCACAGUCGGGAUUGCCAGUGACGAUGCAGAGGCAGCACGAAUUCAAGUGCAGUAAAUGUAAAAAUUCCUACCCCACCGAAGAAGCUCUGAAAGGGCAUCCCUGCAUCGUGCAAAAGAAAUGUCCGUAUUGUGACGUGUUCUGUCCGACUCUGAGCGCCGCACAGCGUCAUUUAGCCACACACACGGGCGUAAAAGCGUUCCGAUGCACUAUUUGCGGAUAUAAAGGUCACACUUUGCGAGGAAUGAGGACCCACAUUAGGAUCCACCUAGACAAAGGGCGAAGUACACCUGAAGAAACUUUCAUCGUAUGUGUAGACGAAGAAGGCACGACCAUCGGAUCUCCAUCAUCUCGCAGGAAUAGUACCGACAGACACGUACAGGAGAGUGCUGCAGUUGUAGAUGUGCCUUGUUGCGAUUCAGCAUCUUCUAACCUGUCGGCCUCUGCAAGUUCGGGACUUCCCGAAUAUCAGGACACCAACGGGAAGAAGUGUUCGAAUCAGGAAAAGAGUCCGGAACAGACUAGCGAAAUUACCCACUGGUGUCAACUGUGCGGUUAUUCUUCUUCUUACAAGGGCAACGUAGUCAGACACGUAAAACUAGUACACAGGGAGAGAAUAACAACUCAACAAGUCCAAUCAGCAGUUAACAGCCGACCUAGUGAGGCGACCGACUUCAAAAAAGCCGAAUCCCCGGUCUCUUCUACCAAGGUAGAAAAUGAAGUUAUAGUGGAAAACGGGCUAAGUAUUAACGAAGAAGUUACAGAAGCUUCUUGCAAUACAGAAUGCAGUAACACAAGCGUGGGAUCUUCUCAAGAAAAACCGAGUGCUACAGACCAAAACACGAAAGUGGCAGGACCAAAAUAUUGCAAAACUUGUGACAUAUCUUUCAAUUAUUUGUCCAACUUCUUAGCGCACAAGAAGUUCUAUUGCACACCGAGAACGGACGAUGUCGGAAAUCAAGAACCUGCACAGGUACAGUGAGAGAACGUCUUCCGUCAGACAGGAGGUAACACUACUUCGAACAAAAUAUCGAUAUUCACAAACAAAAAUUAAGAAAACAAAUCCCACCGCCUCCUAAAAUUAAAAAAAGCGAUGCAUUUGCUACAUACCAACGUUGUUUUUUUAAGUUUCUUUUCCUAGUCCUGUCGAUGCCAUUCCUAGUCUGUUGUCUAGUACCAUGUAAUAUAUACUCUAAUGUACUUACGUGUUAUCUAUGGAAAUAGAUGAGAAAGAUGGAUAUUUGAAGCAUUUGUCGACCCUAUGUUGGGUUUGUAGGUUGCUGAAACCUGCUUGAAGUAAAGUGUGUGUUUGUCAAUUAAAAGUGUUGCUUUAUUCGUAUAUUUUAUUCCUCUUAAGUCACCGAAAGAAACCGAUUUUAGUCCAGAUGCACAUAAUAAAAUCAUACAUCACACUACGUCAGAAAGUUCUGAUGAGUUUAAGCGAUUCUCCUCAACAUAAUGAGUUUAACAGGUUUAAUUUUAGGCUAUAUAUAACAUAUAAUUGUCGCAAAACUAUUUUAGAGCUUAUUUCAGGGUAAAUUUUUUAAAAUAUGAGAAUCGAUUCUUAUUUUUUCUCGAGACCAAUCUCCAUUAAAACAGUUCCACAUUAAAAUAUUUUGUUUGUGUUCUUACACGCAUCACAGAGUACCCUCAAUUCCAUUGCAUACGUAGUACCCGUAUACGUAAGUUAGAAGACUAAAAUUCUCGAUGUAACAAGACAAGUAAUAAUACCAAAUAUAUAUUACAAAAUACAGGAUAAUUGCCCAAUCAUUCAGCGAGUUCGAGUAUGAAAACAUCUUAAUAAAGUCGCUAGUCUAAACUAUUCCGACGAAUAUUUUAAUGUGUAAUUAGCGGGCGGAUAGUGCCGUAUUUCAAUAUUCAUCUUCAUGAUUAAGUGAAGGACUUUUAUACAUUAAUCACGGUUACUUUCCGAAAAUUGAAAGGAGUAGAAUUCUCACAAUUCGAAUUAAACCCGACAGCCAUUCCCUGGAUGCCGCCGCCACCGCAAAAAGGCCAUCAAUCAUCCGCUACUUGAAUGGAAGUGAAUAUAACACUUUCACUCUCAUUCCUCCUCCUAAUUUUGAUUUAUGUUGGCUAAAAAGAUCUUGUGCACCUAUUAUCAAACGAGGUUAAAAUUCUGUUGAAUGAAACGUUUCG